This is a messenger RNA of Helicoverpa armigera (cotton bollworm), 1229 nucleotides long. RefSeq lists its product as uncharacterized. The transcript is spliced from 9 exons. NCBI's taxonomy places the organism in Eukaryota, Metazoa, Arthropoda, Insecta, Lepidoptera, Noctuidae. The coding region runs from base 309 to 1163 and encodes 284 amino acids. The record is from RefSeq and is a predicted model, not a curated record.
CAUGCAGGGUAGUUCGCGGCCGUACGGUAGAGGCCGCGCCCGCUUCCACGUUCCCCCUUAAAAUAUUCCGCAUUGCACACACCAUAGGUCAUCAAAAUUGAACCUAAAAUGCAAUCACUAAAAAAAUUCAAGUGACGCGUCCUUGACCAGUGUUUCGGGCAAAAGUGCGAGCGAUUUUGACACAUGUGGCAGAGGGGAAUACGAUUCAAUACCGCUUGGCACAAGCCUGGAUAGCUCAGUGAAAAACAGCCCUUUGUGCGCCGGAAUGACACGGCAUAUUGGCAUGUGACGCGGGCGCAGUGAGCGGCAUGCGUGGCGAGCGCUCGACGCGGGCGGCGGCCUCGCUCGCCGCGCUCGCGACGCUACUGCUCAGCUUAACGCAGCGUGGCUCCGCUGAAAUUACAUCUGAUCCACUAAGACGAGGCCUGUAUGGUGACCUGUGUUCCACCGUGGAAGACUGUCACUUCCCAGAGGCGGUGUGUGACGACGUGCAGAAGACAUGCCAGUGCCACCCUGACGUGCCAAUCAGCAAUUACAAGGACAAAUGUGGGAAACCUGCCAGCAUCAACGAGACAUGUAUGUUUAACGAGCAAUGUGAGGACGUGUACUUCAAGACAGAAUGCAGGAACGAACGAUGCGCGUGCAAGUUCGAAAUGGUACCCGAAGUGACGGUAGAUGGCGCUGUUAUAUGUACUUCGGUGAAGCCGGUGGAAGAGUCGACAAGGACUUUGGAUCCGGCUAUGAUCGGAGUCCUGGUCGGCAUGGCACUCAUGUUUGUCAUCAUUUGCGUCGUGCUGCGGCUGUUUAGCAGAGCGAGAUGGAGGGAAAACCGCACGAUCUUCAACACGCCCAACCCUCGGCUGAUGAACGUGUCCUUGCUGAGAGACUCCAAGCUUUUGCAUUCGCAGGACCGUCGUGGCUCCCGCGUCAGUGUUCGUCCUCCUUCGAGACAGGCGAGCCAGCAGGAACUUAGACCUCACUCGCCAAGUCCAGCACGCCCUCAUCAAAGUCAUCAGCUACACCGAAAACCCUCAGGGUCUCGUCGGGGUUCUAGGGCCAGCAGUGGUCACUCGGCGACAUCUCUGAGGUCGGCAACCCUAAGGUCCCCGACCACUCCUGGGCCAACAUCUGUUACCGUCGAAAUUCGCGCUCCAGAUGUGUAAAAAAAUGACGAUCAUUUAAAUUUUUAAAUGAUAUUUAAAAAGGAAUGAUGAUACAAAGAAUGAAGA